UAGAUAAUAGUCGAAUUUCUACAAAGCGUAAUGUAUUGCAUAACACUCCUUUUCGAUGGUGGACCACCGUGUUUGAGUGUCAGACAAUUUAUGAGAGAGUAAAUACAUGGGAGCUUCGAUUUCUUCGCCAUGAUUAUUUGAUAUGUUUUGCACAAGACAUGCGCCUAUUGUAGAAUCGCUAGCAUCGGUAUACAGAACAUAUGGCUUAUUGCGAUCUGGAUAUAUUAGCAAGGGAAUACUGGCUAGCUGAUCUUUAAGUUUCUUAAAAGCUAGUCUACAUUCUGCAUGAAAAUUCAAUUUAACUUUCUUUCUAGUUAAGGCGAUAAGAGGUUCGGCGAUCUUAGAAAAGUCAGGGAUAAAACGGCGGUAAUAACCACACAUUCCUAUAAAGCUCCGAACACCUUUUACAGAUCUAGGUUCAGCCAAAGAAUUUAUCGCCUGUACUUUCUCUGGGUCAGGCUUAAUUCCGUGUUCCGAAAUGAUAAAACCAAGAUAAUUGGUUUCUUUUUGAAGAAAAUUGCAUUUAGAAAGUUUGAGUUUUAAAUUAUGUUCUCUUAGACGAUGAAAUACUUGAUCAAUAUGGGAAAUGUGUUCAUCAUAGGAUGAAGAAAAGAUAAGAAUAUCAUCAAGAUAAGCAAUUGCAAAAGCGUUGAGAUCUUUUAGUACAACUUGCAUCAAAUUUUGAAAAAUUCCUGGGGCAUUGACGAUCCCGAAAGGCAUGGUAUUGAAUUCGAAUAACCCUCUAUGACAAAUAAAAGCAGUUUUUUCACGAUCUUGUUCAUCCAUUAAUAUUUGCCAAUAGCCAGAUUUUAAAUCAAGGGUUGUAAAGUAUUGCUUAUUGUGAAGUUGUGCCAAAAUGUUAUCAAUUCGGCGAAGAGGAUAAGAAUUAUAUUUCGUCAUAUCACUUCCGGUCAUAAAUGAGAGUGUAGCACGUGCCGCAGAUUGUCAUUGUAGCGUUUACACUUGAACGAAGAAGACGUGGUCUUCUAUUUGCCGCACUAAGUCUUUUCUCAGUUGUUCAAGGCUUUAUACUAAGUCAUUUAUUUGUUUUUUGUCUGCCGCAUUGAUUUUCUUUCUUGAAAGAAAUAAAUAUUUUUUCUUUUACGACUAUCGUAAACUUGCACGAGUCGCGGACUCGUUUGUGGCAAGAUGGCGGACGACAAACAGAAAAAGAACUUGAGAAGCUCGUCGGUUGGUAAAGUUGAUUUGGGAUGGGAAGAUUUAAACCCAGCCUUAUUAGAGGAUAGUACCGAUGUUUAUAUGGAAUUUUCUACCCAAAAAUCUAAGGAGAAAUGUGAUAAAACUCCGGUAAUGGCGAGUCAGCUGACGAAGUCAAAAAUCGCCUCGACUUUAGCUUCACCUUUACCGUCAACUUCUGGUUCUAAACUGCACGCUGGUCAGAGAAGCAGUAAAAAAUCUUCAAGAGAUUCAUCGACUCAUUCGACCGGCAAUACUGAAAUAAUAAAAAUUCUGAAAGACAUUCAGGAAAAACAAGGAGAACAAGCCGCCAGACUUGUUACCUUAGAAAAUCAAUCAUAUUAUGAUGAAGAAGAAUAUGAUGAGCAAUAUGAACUUGAAACUGACGAGGAAUCUUAUAUUGAUCCUAGCCAAAACCAUCCUGGCCAUAAACGGAAAUUAGGUUCGUCACCCUCAAAGGAUGAUUAUGGUGGUGAUACCGAGAAUAGGUUUUCAUUAAUGUCAAAACGUUUCAAACCGUCUGACUCUGUCGUUGACAAAAAUGUUGAUGUAGUACUGGCUAAUAAUGUAAAUGAACUUUUCAAAAAUGGUAUGAGUGAGGACCAGUACAAUGCUCUAACUAAGGAUGAAGUUACAGCCCGUCCGAAAAAUUGUGAUGGUUUGGUACUGGUAAAAACAAACCAAUUAGUAUGGGACAUUAUGACACCAGAAUCGAGGAGUUCUGAUCGGAAAAUGCAGGCCAUUGAAAGUUCGGUUAUCAAGUCUGCCAUCAUAUUGAGUAAAGCAGUAGAUUCUCUUGCAGAUCUAGCCGAUACUUCUAACUUGCCGAGUACAGCCAUACCAGAUGUUAUAGAUAAACUGAACGACAGUUUAGCCCUUUUGGGUCACUCAAACCGUCAAAUCAACCUUACUAGAAGGGACUUCAUAAAGGCUGAUCUACGCCCAGAAUUUUCGCACUUGUUGCACAGUCACAGCCUUUCACCACUUUUUUAUUUGGAGAUGAUGUGCCUAAGUUAGCCAAAGAAAUAGCCGACUGCAGUCGCAUUGGCCAGAAAUUACAGAACUAUCCCCAAAGAAGUUCAUUUUCAAGAGGUAGACCCUGGAGAGGUAGAUCUAGAGGGCGAUAUGGAAGAGGCAGAGGUCGUGCCAUGUAUCCACAAGCACAAGCUAAUGUCAAGUACUCUACAAAAAACUACAGGCGGGGCAGUAUGCCCCAGAAUCUGAGAAGCAAAAGUCAAUAGACUCAACUAAUAAGAGAACAAGAAAGCUUACAUUGCAGAUGAGUGUUUAAGAAUUUCAAAGAAAGUUAAAGUUACUAUUCGUGAUUUGGCUCAUGUUAUUGGUCUUAUCAUAUCAAGUUUUUCGGCCGUAGAAUACGGGCCAUUAUUUUAUCGAAUUUUGGAGUCGAGUAAGGUACAGGCUCUAAGGGAAAAGCAAGGUAACUUUGAUAAUUUUGUUCUUAUCACACAUGAUAUGCAGUCUGAACUUGCUUGGUGGUAUACAAAUAUACAUAGUCAGAUACGCCAUAUCUCGCAUGGAAAUCCAAAUAUCACAAUAACAACAGACUCUUCCCUCCAAGGAUGGGGAGCUGUUUUGGAAUCUGUUGCUAAAACAGGGGGACAAUGGACAUGUUCAGAGAAACAGAAUCAUAUCAAUUAUCUAGAAAUGUUGGCUGUUUUAUUUGCCCUAAAAUCGUUUAAAACUCAUUUGCAGCCGUUUAUGCAUGUGAAGAUCUUGUGUGAUAACACAACAGCAGUCAGCUAUAUCAACAAUAUGGGUGGCAUGAAGUCUGCAUCUUGUAACUUGGCAGCUAGGAAAAUAUGGUUUUGGUGUAUAGACCAUAAUUUGUGGAUUUCUGCCUCUCAUAUUGCAGGAAAAUCAAACACUGAUGCUGAUCUCUGCUCAAGGGUUUUCAAUGACCGCACUGAAUGGAAAUUGAAGCCAUCAAUAUUUCAAUCUAUAUGUCAAAAAUUUGGCACUCCAACAAUUGAUCUCUUUGCUUCAAGGCUCAAUAAACAAGUGUCUUGUUUUGCAUCUUGGAGUCCAGACCCAGAAUCUUUAUUCGUGGAUUCAUUUACAGUUGAUUGGAAUCAAUUUGAGUGUGUAUAUAUUUUUCCUCCUUUCAGCCUAUUGGGACGCUGUAUCAAGAAGAUACGAGAGGACAAAGCUACAGGCAUAGUUAUUGCCCCUCUAUGGCCAACCCAAGUUUGGUUUGUCCAUCUAAUGGAACUACUUAUUCAUCCACCUCUACUGAUUCCGAAAAUGAAAGACUUGCUGACAUUGACACACAAACAGAAUCAGAGCCAUCCUCUUCGACGAAAGUUGGUAUUGAUCGCUUGCCAUGUCUCCGGAAAUCAUAUAAAGAACAAGGUCUUUCUGAACAGUCUACAAGAAUUCUCCUGGCUUCCUGGAAAACUGGGACUAAAAAACAAUAUUCCGUGUUCAUUAAGAGAUGGAUACAAUACUGUGGUAAAAAGAAGAUUAGUAUCAUUCAAUCAUCUAUAGCAGAUGUUACAAGUUUUCUCACAGAACUUUUUGAAACUGGGUUAAGUUAUAGCUCCCUAAACACAGCAAGGUCCGCAUUAUCAGCGAUGGGAAUCAUUAUUCAAGGACAUUCUGUUGGAACUCAUCCAGUUAUAUCAAAAUUUAUGAGGGGUGUGUUUAAUUUGAGACCCUCGAAACCGCGACAUAUGGUGACAUGGGAUGUAGGUAAAGUUUUGCUUUACUUGAAGAAGCUUUCGCCAGUGAAGGACUUGAGUUUGAAAGACUUAACUCUGAAACUUACAAUGCUAAUUGCACUGACAAAUGUGUUACGAGUACAUGCUAUUCAUCUUUUAUCUAUAAAGAAUAUGGUUAAAACUAAAUGUGAAUUUUCUUUUGAACUCAGUGGUUUACAAAAACAGAGCAGACCAUGUGCUAGUGUUAAAUGUGUGUCAAUGAAAGUUUACCCUCCAGAUAGGAGGUUGUGUGUAUAUACUGCCAUGAAAGAAUAUUUACAAAGAACAGUAGAUAUUCGUAAAAACGAGUUUUCAUUAUUUUUGAGCUUUAUUAAACCCCAUAAAAAAGUGUCCCGGGACACAGUGUCUAGAUGGAUUAAAACUGUGAUGGAACGUUCUGAUAUAGACACCAAUGUUUAUGGUUCACAUACAGUGAGGUCAGCCGUAUGUUCUAAGGCUCAUAAAAACUCUGUUCCUAUUCAGGAUAUUCUGCAUGCUGGUGGCUGGAGCAAUGCAGGAACUUUUUUCAAAUUUUAUAAGAAGGAUAUAAUAUCUACUGCAAAUUCUAGAUUUGUGGAUACAGUACUCAAAGAAUAAACUAAAAUUGCCAAUCUUAUUGUUUCUUUGUUACUAUAUGUAUGUAAUAUGCCAAAUAUAAAGAUUUCACCAGCUUUGAAGUCUCAUUUAUGACCGGAAGUGAUAUGACGAAAUAUAAUUUGAAAAAUUGACGAGACUUACCUUGGUACAGUUGAAGUCAAUUUUAAAUUAUGUGAGUCAUAGGACUCACUGUAGGGAUUAAAUGCCUCCCGCCCAUCCCUACAAUUUUGCCAGCUUGUGUAAGCUGUGCACAUACAAGUUUAUUUCAUGAUAAAAUGGAAUCCGAAUCUACUAAAAAAAAAAAAAAAAAAAAAUUUGUUCAAUCUUAUAUAUUUUUGUUACUUUAAAGACUGACAAUCUGCGGCACGUGCUACACUCUCAUUUAAUCCCUACAGUGAGUCCUAUGACUCACAUAAUUUAAAAUUGACUUCAACUGUACCAAGGUAAGUCUCGUCAAUUUUUCAAAUUAGGCUUGGUAAUUUGGUUAAGUUUGCGGAAAUCUACGUAAAAGCGCUUACUACCAUCCUUUUUAUCUACGAUAACGAUUGGAAAUGACCACGCCGAUUGUGAGGGAGAUAUAACUCGUGCAGCUAACAUGUCAUCAAUAGCUUUGUCUACAGUCUCAAGUUUGUUUAAAGGUGUGCGGUAAGGUAAGGUCGCAAUUUAAUUGGAGGGUGAGAACCUGUAUCAAUUUUCAUUUGCACAGUAUCAGUCUGCGUCAAGUCUAAAUCAGAUUUAGCAAAUAAAUCCUUAUUCUGGCUCAAAAAAUUUUCUAUGUUUAAUUUGUGUUCCUUGGGGACAUUAAUGUUGUCUAAUACGUUGUCGGUAUCUGGUACGCUUUGCAUAGAAGAAGAAAAUUCAUUAACAGAGUUCACACUAGCUGAUUCCACCUUUUCGAUUUUACCAACUACGCAACCUUUACGGAGAUAAUAAGUUCGAUUAGAGUUAUUUGUAAUUGCUACAGAAAAUUUGUUAUGCAAUUUUGCUAUAUUAAUACUAUUAUUAAUUGAUAAACCUGCUUGGUAACUUAGAUAACCUUGAUCGAUGGAAUUAAUCUCGUACAUUUUAGAGGGAUGUAAAUGUGGGGAAUGUUUUACACGUGCGGCACAUAAAACAGACUGUUGUGGUUUAAUUUUUACCGGAGUAACUAAGCGAAGAAUUGAAGAAAUAUGUGCAUCUUGAACCAAAGGAAUAUAUUCAUUAUUAACACUUAAGCAACCUAAAUCAUAAUACAGACGGACACCUUGACUUGUCAACCAAUCACGACCGAGAAUAAAGUUUCUAUUGAUAUUAGAAACAACAUAAAAUUUGUGUGUCAACAGACUUUGUCCUAACUUAAAGGAGAGACUAAUAGCACCGUGUAUAAUUAAAGAACCCCACUAACGGACUGUAAACCUAUAUCGGCUUUUUCAAUGAUUGGUUUGUUUGAUAAUCGUUGAUAAAUCUUAAAAUUAAUUAAACUACAAUCGGCUCCACUAUCUAUCAAUGACCUAUAACGUUGUUUAUUUACUUUAAUGACACAAGAACUCGGAUUUUGAGAUAAAUUCAAAGUAAAAAUUGGCAUGUUAUUCGAGUUGCUCUUUCCAAUCGCUUCAACAUGGAAAGAGCGUUUUAGUUUAAAUGUCGGUCACGAUCAUACCUAUCGUUUCUACGUCGAGAGAAUGUUGGCUUGGAAAAUCUUU
Molecule: messenger RNA, 6193 nt
Organism: Patella vulgata (common limpet)
Lineage: Eukaryota; Metazoa; Mollusca; Gastropoda; Patellidae
Exons: 2
Coding region: 3390-4511 (373 amino acids)
Biological process (GO): DNA integration; DNA recombination
Molecular function (GO): DNA binding
Source: RefSeq, a predicted model, not a curated record